Cryptotermes secundus is the source of this 2241-nucleotide messenger RNA. It is a transcript of the gene Vps2, whose product is annotated as charged multivesicular body protein 2a. Gene Ontology annotation, cellular component: multivesicular body; ESCRT III complex. NCBI's taxonomy places the organism in Eukaryota, Metazoa, Arthropoda, Insecta, Blattodea, Kalotermitidae. The transcript has 5 exons. Gene Ontology annotation, biological process: endosome transport via multivesicular body sorting pathway; protein transport; late endosome to vacuole transport. The record is from RefSeq and is a predicted model, not a curated record. Bases 116 to 811 code for a protein of 231 amino acids.
UGACAUUUUAACCUACCUAAUUAAAUAAAAAUUUGCACAAAACUGUGAACUGUUAUUGCAGGUAGUGUGACGGUUCGAAAUUUUCAAGCCUUUAGCCGAAAUAAGUUCAAGCACAAUGCCAUUAGAAUGGCUUUUUGGCAAACGUAUGACACCAGAGGAGAUGUUGCGCAAAAAUCAGCGUGCACUAAACAAGGCUAUGAGAGAUCUCGACCGUGAAAGAGCACGCAUGGAACAGCAAGAAAAAAAGAUUAUCACAGAUAUAAAGAAAAUGGCUAAAGAAGGACAAAUGGAUGCUGUAAAAAUAAUGGCCAAGGACCUUGUGAGAACACGUCGAUAUGUAAAAAAAUUUAUGCUCAUGAAAGCUAAUAUUCAAGCAGUUUCUCUUAAAAUACAGACCCUCCGAUCACAAAAUGCAAUGGCACAAGCUAUGAAAGGUGUAACAAAAGCAAUGCAGAAUAUGAACAGGCAACUGAACUUGCCUCAGAUUCAGAGAAUUCUUCAAGAAUUUGAAAAACAGUCAGAGAUAAUGGACAUGAAAGAAGAAAUGAUGAAUGAUGCCAUUGAUGAUGCAAUGGAAGAUGAAGGUGAUGAAGAAGAAAGUGAUGCUGUUGUGUCACAAGUACUGGAUGAGCUAGGCCUGCAGCUUACAGACCAGUUGUCUGGCUUGCCACAAGCAUCAGGUUCCUUAGCAGCAAGCGGAGCAAAAGCACCAGCCAUGGCCGCAGCUGCAGGCGGUGGCGGUGGUGCAGGAGCCAUCAAUGAUGCAGAUGCUGACCUCCAGGCUCGGCUUGACAACUUAAGGAGAGAGUAGCAGCAGCAGGGUUGGCUACUAAUACAGAGCUCAGUGACUCCUUCAUUUGGUCCCUUGGGAGCAAAAGUAAUGAAACUGUAUUCAUCAAUAUAAACCAGUUUUAAGGAAACACUCCACUUUUAAGUUGAUUAAAAAUUGGUUAAGUAUUUAAGAGCAUAACAAGCAGUAGUGUAGAAGAUGCUGGGAAACCAGCAAACACAAAUUCACUUAUUAAACUUUUAACACAAAUAAUAGUUUAAUAUUUACAUUUUCCUGCCCCUCCUUCCCUCCCUCCCUGCUUAAUACAUUAUGAACUAAACUGCUAUUCAGUUACACCUCAAAUAAGCUGCUCUUAGUGUUAGUGGUUUCAUGUUUCCUUCCUAGAAUUUUGUCAAGGCUUGAUGGCAUAAUGAACAUAACAGCAAAGAUGAAACUACUGGAUAUCUGCUAGAAUUCCUUCUAGAAUUAAAUAUUUACUUACACAAGAUCUGAAAUUUUCACAGCAAAUAAAUGCACUAAAAUCUUCUCAGGUGAAUGGCCACAUCAGAUUACAUUGCCAACUUACAUUUUUUAACUGUAUUUUAAUAUAGCAGAAUAGUAACUGAAAGCUGAGUUUGGAUGCCUGAAGGAAACAAAGCGAACAGUACUUACUAGAGAGUACAGUCUUCUGGAAUAUGAUGCUGUGUAGUCUGGUAGAAAUUCACUAAUAUUUCAGAGGAAUACUGCCCCCCUCUCUUCUUCAGGGUUGAACAGUAAGUGAAGCAAGCUGAGCUCUGUUGGUUGCUUGACUGACUUACUUUUCAAGGCUGAAGAUGGGGGCAGUGAAUUCCUCUUAAAUGGUGGUAAACUUCUAACAGGCUACAUGCAGUCACAUGCCACAAUUUAAUACUGUUCAUAGUUAACUUAUGUGAAAACCUCAGAUGUAAUGAUACUUUUGUUCCCAAGGCUUUAACAUUUUUACUUAUCUCUCCUAAAUUAGAGCAUUAGUUGCUGUUCCCCCCCCCCUUCCAGCUUUAAAUUCUUAGGACUUCUCAGCACUGUGGGCCUAUCAUUGCCUUGAGGGAUUAGGAAGCAACUUCCAUUUACAGUGGGUUUCUUCAGAAUCUGAUUCUUGUUGGUAACAAAUUUUGAUUGUGCCAGUGUAUUUAUUUUAUAUGCCUUUUUGUGAGAAAAAUGGCCAAUUCAGGUAAUUAUUCAUACUUACUGUAUGAAAAUUGCUUAUUAGGCACUUCACAUUCUUCAGUCCUUGUCAGGGGCUGUUAUACAAUAACAGAAGACUGAACUGUUAUGUGUUACUUAGAUACUGUAUUGCUGUAGUAAUAUGGCUGUUAUGCUGAAAUAUCGGUAUAUGGACAAUUAUGACAUAAAACGAGAUCCGUGUGAAUUGUUACAUUCAUUGCCGUCCCCUCCCCUUUUUUUUCCUUGGCACUACAGCCCCAGUGGGCCUAGGC